UGUAGUGUCCACUGACCACACACUGUGUAAAGCAGCUCAGGCAGUAUCUGCAGAUCACCCCCAGCAGUACAGCCAUCAUGGUUCACUGGACAGCUGAAGAAAAAGCAACCAUUGCUUCUGUGUGGGGAAAAGUCGACAUUGAACAGGAUGGCCAUGAUGCUUUAACCAGGCUGCUGGUUGUGUAUCCCUGGACUCAGAGGUACUUCAGCAGUUUUGGAAACCUCUCCAAUGUCUCCGCUAUCUCUGGAAAUGUCAAGGUUAAGGCCCAUGGAAAUAAAGUCCUGUCAGCUGUUGGCGGUGCAAUCCAGCAUCUGGAUAAUGUGAAGAGCCACCUUAAAGGUCUCAGCAAGAGCCACGCUGAGGAUCUUCAUGUGGAUCCUGAAAAUUUCAAGCGCCUUGCUGAUGUUCUGGUGAUCGUUCUGGCUGCCAAACUUGGAUCUGCCUUCACUCCCCAAGUCCAAGCUGUCUGGGAGAAGCUCAACGCAACUCUAGUGGCUGCUCUUAGCCAUGGCUACUUCUGAAACAUUUGCCAAUGUUAUGAUGAUUUUGUUUUGCAAUAAAUACAAUAAAAUAAUAUUUUGAAAAUAAA
Molecule: messenger RNA, 589 nt
Organism: Xenopus tropicalis (tropical clawed frog)
Lineage: Eukaryota; Metazoa; Chordata; Amphibia; Anura; Pipidae
Product: hemoglobin subunit beta-2
Exons: 3
Coding region: 78-521 (147 amino acids)
Biological process (GO): oxygen transport
Cellular component (GO): hemoglobin complex
Molecular function (GO): heme binding; oxygen binding
Source: RefSeq, a predicted model, not a curated record